Messenger RNA from Orbicella faveolata, 2545 nucleotides. RefSeq names its product melanocyte-stimulating hormone receptor-like. Gene Ontology annotation, cellular component: membrane. Gene Ontology annotation, biological process: G protein-coupled receptor signaling pathway. Gene Ontology annotation, molecular function: G protein-coupled receptor activity. The record is from RefSeq and is a predicted model, not a curated record. NCBI's taxonomy places the organism in Eukaryota, Metazoa, Cnidaria, Anthozoa, Scleractinia, Merulinidae.
UGCCUAGCUGUCUGACCUGUGUGUAUAAACCUGACGCACCAGUUUACAAAGCGGAAAUUCUGUAACCGCUCAUGGCAUGGGUCGGCGAAGUAAGAGAGAUCAUUACCGAAAAAUAACACCAGUCAUUUUUCUUUGGCCCAAACCUUUUUCGGCCAUAUUAGCAAAGGUCGGUUUACUAAACUCAGCUUUAGAAUUGCUAAGGGCAGGUGAUAUCUUAAAAGCGUCUUUUCGAAGUGCUUGGACAUCAAUGGCCGUUGAGAACAUAACAAACGCUUCGAUUUUCUCACUCGAAUGUUUCCUCUUGGAUGUAAAUUUAGAUUUUACAGAAUAUCUCUUCAUCGCACACAUUUUGACGCUAGUUGUCAAUUUUGUUUCUUGCUUCACAGCCGCUGGUGGAAACGGCGUUGUAAUUCUUGCCGUGUGGAGGACGCCGGCACUUCACACGCCGUCGAACGUGUUUUUAUGUUGCUUGGCGCUAAGCGAUCUUACCGUCGGAUUGAUUGCACAGCCAUCUUUUGUGAUCCACAAAAUCGGCGAGCUUCUCGAAAGCCACAGCAUGUAUUGCACCACAAGAAUAUUGACAGAGUCAGUUGGGUAUAUAACAGCCGGUACCUCUGUUCUCACCAUGACCGGUAUUGCGAUCGAACGGUAUCUUGCGUUGUAUCUUCAUUUGCGCUUUAAAGAAAUUGUUACCACGAAGCGCAUCUUAGUGGCUGCCCUCUGUCUCUGGGUGUUUUUCAUCUUGUUGGCCGCUUCCAGAUUUUGGAUUGCGAAUGAUAGUAUCUUCAACAACAUAAUUAUUUCGUUAAUCUUUGUCAGCCUGACAUUCACCUUCUUGGCCUAUUUGAGGGUUUUAAAGUACGUUCGUCGCCACGAGAACCACAUACGGGAUCAAAAAACAAUUCAAACGGCUCAGCGAUGCCCGGUUGAAUACCGUUUAACAAAGAUGACGCGCUACAAGAAAUCCACAUUGACAAUGGUGUACAUCUUAGGCAUUUUCGUGCUCUGUUACAUCCCGUUUUUGUGCGUCAAAGUCGUUUACAAGAUCGACGGGUAUACCACAAGCGUCAAGACGGCUUCUUUGUACGCUUCCACAAUUGUGUUUCUCAACAGCUCCUUCAACCCUUUGGUUUAUUGCUGGCGUAUACCGGAUAUACGGAAAGCGGUGAAAGAUUUCUUUUCGCCUUGCUUUGGCGUCGAGAGAAGUAGUCCAGCUAGUAUUGCUUCAGCGAACACAGGGCGUCAUCGAAGAAGCGGGAUGAGCGGAAGUUUUACUGCAACACGGCGCCCUUCGCUUAGGGUUGAACAAGCCUGAGACAGACAAAUCAUGCAAAAAAUACAUGUGCCACGGAACGGGAGAAAUUUAUAUCGAGGAACCGAGUGUAUCUAAUUGAAAAUAAGAAAAAAGACAGCAGGAUGUCGAUCUUAAAAUAUGUCAGUUUUUUUUACAGUAAAAUCCGGCUAGCAUGCCCUUUCUCAUAUUUUGGCGAUGCUAAAUUGUGAUGUAAAGUGUUUAUCACUGAUUGACGAAGAUUUAUUUCACGAUCCUCUUCACAUUUCUGUUUUAUGAACGCAUAUAUAUUAUCAAGAACUUUACUUGCGAAAAAUUAGUGCGUUAUUUACUAGCUGAUAAAUCUGAUUAUAAAUUUCCAAUAAAUAAUAAGGGACUUCGUUUGCAGGUUAAAGGCAAAAUGUAGGAACAUAUCGUAUAGUUUCUUAAUAUAUACAAUUUCAAUGCCUAGAGACAAUCGCAGCUAAAAGCUCUUGAUUGACACUCAGUAAUUGAGCGUGAUUAUUAAUUCCUUUUGUUCGCAUAAAAAGAAACAGAAAUUAACACCAUAUACACCAGUGUGGUUUUUCCGUCUCUCGAUGUCCAGGUUUGCGGUGGUCGUGCCCACAGAUUUAUUAAAGAAAGCACCAAUGAUAGCUUUGGUCAAAUACAAAACCAAAUUAUUUAAGACAAUGUUUAAACCUAUAAAUAUUUUUUUAAUGGGUUUUGGCAUAAGGUAAUGCACACAAUGGUCUCGUAUAAAGCUAUGAAUAAUAUAAUUCUAAUUUCAAAAAAACUUUUUUAAAUGCGUGCGCACGAAAAACGAGUGUUGAUCGAGGAGCUUCAGACUUUGAUAAAAUACACUUUCAGUUAAUUAGGCUUUUAACACUUGCUGGCAGUUAUCCGGAAGAAUUAUGAGCUCAGCUGCCUUCAUGUUGUGAAAAUUAUGUAAAUAUAGAAAGACUUAGGUUGACAAAGUCUUGCCAAACCUAGCUACCACGGUAUAAAACGGACUUCUAAACGGAACUAGCUCAUACUGUCUCUGGUCAACAAAGUAAGGAUAUAAUGACCGCAGAACCCGGCCGUUAAAUUCCGUAUCGCACAUGCACCUGAUUAUUGGAAGAUAUUUAUUUUGUAAGUCAAUAUUGCUUUUCUCCUUAGUGAGUUCGCUUGUAUGGCAAAAAGCUUGUUGAAUAGUCUUCAAUAUUCACUCGCAAGGCUGAACGAAAAGAGAGGAAAAUCCGGAUUUUCGACGUUUUACGAAAUAAGAUUGGU